AUGUCAACUUAUAUAAAUCUUCAAGAACAUUAUUCUAACACAUUACAAUGUCCUUGUGCCCAUAUGUCUAUAACUAACAAUGAAUUUAUUAUGUUUCUCAAUGCAACAUAUCAUCCAAUAUGCUCCAGUAAUAAUUUCGUAAAUAAAUGGUUUAAUUAUUUUUUUAUCUAUCAAGAUGGUCGAGCAUGGUGGCUUAACGUAAAUGAUUUUCGUUAUUGGUCUAUCCUAUUCUUUAAUUUUCUGGAAAAAUAUUGUAAACUAGCAAACUCAACCGUCAAUAAUGCCAUUGAACAGUUUAAUUUAGUGUCAUUUGUGUCAUCUGAAGUCAUGUCUCCGAUUCUAUUUAAAACACAGGUGGACAUGACAAUCAAUUUAUUGCAAAAGUCAAUUUUGAUCUUAUUUGCUCGUCAACUACAAAUGUUUCGUGGCGUUAUUCAAGGGAACGGUUUAAUAUCGAGUUUGGAAACUAGUAUGGAAUUUAAGGUAGAUCAAAUUGCUGUCGAUGCUCCUGUAUUUGUUAUACCAAAAACUUACAAUAAUGGAACUUGUUCAUGUGCAACUUCAAGUACCUGUGUAGAAUUGGCAAGUUUCUACAAUGUCACUCAUCACACAGUCUACACUAUUGAAAAUAUUUUCAUUGGAUGUUUUUUAAUUGAAUCAAUUCUUCAUUCAUCACUCUCUUGCUUUUUUUCAAAUUCAUGUAUGACUGAUCUCAUGAAAGCGACGAUCCUUGGGAUUCCAGGUUCCAAUUGGCGACCCAGAAUAAUCGACAUUUCACCACUACAAUUCUCGUCAUCAACUUCAAACUUUAGAAUCAAUGACACAAUCGAAACAAUGGUCUAUCAGUUGUUUAUUGAUUUUUGGUCAAGUGAAAUAUCUUAUGAACGAUAUUAUAAUGCAUGUGCACCAACACAUUGUACUUAUUCGUAUGAAAAACGUUUGGAUGUUCUUUAUGCAGUCACAAUUUUCUUGACUGUUAUCAAUGGACUUUCUCUUGGACUUCGUUUUGUUGUUCCAAUUUUCGUGCGACUAGUAUACAAACUACGAAAUCGUCUUUGCGGUUACUAUGAAUGA
Messenger RNA from Rotaria sp. Silwood2, 1074 nucleotides. The record is from the annotation of a GenBank genome assembly. NCBI's taxonomy places the organism in Eukaryota, Metazoa, Rotifera, Eurotatoria, Philodinida, Philodinidae.